Messenger RNA from Ooceraea biroi (clonal raider ant), 1527 nucleotides. Its product is annotated as cytochrome b5. The record is from RefSeq and is a predicted model, not a curated record. Gene Ontology annotation, molecular function: heme binding. Gene Ontology annotation, cellular component: membrane; intracellular membrane-bounded organelle. NCBI's taxonomy places the organism in Eukaryota, Metazoa, Arthropoda, Insecta, Hymenoptera, Formicidae.
AUUCGCACCUGCGUGAUCCCUCCGCGCGCGUUCUCAUCCGCCCCGAUAACGAGUCGACGCACGGCCACCCACUGAUCAUCCGUCCAGGGAAGUCGACCGGGGAAGUCGAGCAGAGAAAACUACCGAGAAGCAAAAGGAGAUCGACCGCACAAAAGAGAAGUAGCGAGACAUCAGCGAGACAUGGCGACCAAGUUAUUCACGAGGAGCGAAAUCGAGAAAAACGACGAGGAUAACAAAGUCCUGCUCAUCUUGCAUGACAAAGUAUAUAAUGUCCACCCUUUCCUGAAUGAGCAUCCGGGCGGCGAGGAAGUCCUGGCGGAACACAAAGGGAAGGAUGCCUCGGAAGACUUCGACGACGUCGGACAUUCGAAGGACGCCAUGGAACUUAUGAAGAAGUACCAGGUCGGUGAGCUCGUCGAGUCGGAAAGAAAGAAUCAACCGCCGAAGAAGGGAUGGGUGGCAGGAUACAACAAGGAGACAAAGAAGGGAAAUGAAGGAUCCAUGUCCAUUAGCUUGCUCAUUGGUGUAGGUGUAUUCCUAAUAGCUGCCUUGUAUUACUUAAUAUGAUUAAUUAUGCUAUUGAUUGAUUGUACGCAUGGCGACAAUAUCACAAACAUGUGACAAGUGUGAUUAAUGGACAGAACAGUGUAGAGAAUGCAACAACAUUCUUGUAUUAAAUAUUUUAUAUCGAGGCGCUUAGUAAAUUCAUUCAAAAUGCAUAAUCGUCCGCAUUGCAAAGGAAAACUUUUUGUUGCUAAGUCAAUGAUGAUUAGCCUCGUUAAUUUUACGUAAUAAAUUUUCUACGGAGGAAAUGUAUUAGAUUAACGUCAAAUGAUAAGAGAUAAUAUUGAUUUUACGUAACGUAACGAGAUGUAAAUGAUAUUUCUUGCGGGUCAGAGCUGAUGAUUCUUGUUUGAACCGAAGAUUUGCCAGCUCCAUAUCCAUUGUUAUUAUAAAUCGAACGUUCUUAUGUAAAUCAUUGGAACAAAAUAUCUUUUCUGAUGCUUUUCAAAACGAUUCAAACUGCGCAACCCUUAGAAAUUGAUUCAGUUUGAAAAACCAGUUUAAAUAUAUUUACAUACCAAAAUUUACAUAUGUAUCGUGCGCAUUAAAAAUAAUUAUUUUUUAUACAACAAUUUGCAAUAGCCUGCAGCGCACAUAAGAAUAAAUGAAAAUUCAAUGCGUACUGCGACAGUUUAAAACGAAAAUGUCGCUAUCAGAAACUCAAGGAAAACAUAACAUGUACGAUCAAGAUAACUAACUUUGUGUUUUAUAUUGUAUACAAUUAUCGUAAAGUCUUCUAUUUAAUGACUCAGUCUGUAGAAAUGUAGAAAUGUAGUGUAUAUAGAAAUAUAUCUUUAUAUUGCUGCUAUUUCUACUAUUAUAAGAUUCUUUCCAAAAGAGUAGGCGCAACAACAUUAUUGCAUCACUUCCUCUUUAUGUAUAUACAACUCUUCUUGAUAUAUUACAGUUUUAUUAUGCAAUACUUAUUUUUCAGCAUUGUACAAUAGAGAUAUUUUUAUUAUU